AUUUGUGCUUGGGAUUGCCCUUUGAUUUCCAGAGGGCAGACUGUGGCCAAUUUAGAGACCUGGCUGACAGAGUCCCCUGGAAGGUGGCCCUGAAAGACAAAGGAGUCCAGGGAGGUUGGACAUUCUUCAAGAAUGCAAUGUUAAAUGCACAGGAGCAGGCCAUUCCAAAGCACCAGUGGUGGAGCCACGGGGGGAAAAGGCCAUCCUGGCUGACCAGAGAGCUAUUUCUGGAACUUAGGAAGGAAAAGGGAGUUUAUGGACUUUGGAAAAAAGGGCAAGCAACACAGGAGGACUGUCAAGCUGUGGUCAGUCUGUGCAGGGAGAAAAUUAGCUGAUGAGGGUAAUGUUGUGGAUGUUGUUUACGUGGAUUUUAGUCAAGUAUUUGCCACCACCUCCCACAGUAUUCUCCUGGAGAAGCUGGCGGCUCAGGGCUCAGAUGGGCGUACGGCUCGCUGGCUGCAGAACUGGCUCAAAGGCUCCCAGGGAAUGGGGUUCAACUGGUGGCCAGUCACCUCUGGUGUUCCCUGGGGCUCAGUCCUGGGGCCAGUUUUGUUCCACAGUUUUAGCAGUGAUCGGGAGGAGGGGAUGGAGUGCUCCCUCACUAAGCUCACAGGUGACACCAAGGUAGGUGGCACUGUCAAACUCCUUGAGGGCAGGAAGGCUCUGCAAAGGGAUCUGGACAGGCUGGGUCAAUGGGCUGAGUCCAACCUCAAGACAUCCAACAAGGGCAAGUGCCGGGUGCUGUGCGUGGGUCCCAACAACUCUGUGCAGCGGCACAGGCCUGGGGAGGAGUGGCUGGGAAGUUGCCCAAGCAGAAAAGGGCUUCCCAGGGAAGUGGCGCUGGGGAGGAGCUUGGCUUCUCCUGUUUGUUAUUACAGGAUAAAGUUACUCUUUAAAGCAGAGCCAGCGCUGUCAGGGCUGCAUACCAUCCGGGAACAUCGCUUGUUCCCAGCGGCUCCGAUUCUCUUCUUGUGCUCGCUCCGAGCCACCACGCUCCCAGCCCCAGGCGCAGCGAGGGGGGCACGGAUGGGGGGAUCUGAGGAGGUGCUUGGAGGCUUCUCCUCCCACCCUGCGAGGGCUGAGAGCAAGGAAGACGGCCUCUCCAUGAGCAGGAGAGCUCUCCUGUCUCUGGGGUGCGUGGGGAAACAGAAACAAAAAAGCUAGAGCCGGGGGCAGUGGAAGGGCAGGAGCAGUGUGUCCUUGCUCAGCAUGCAGCUGGGAGGGCUGGUCCC
Molecule: messenger RNA, 1232 nt
Organism: Oxyura jamaicensis (ruddy duck)
Lineage: Eukaryota; Metazoa; Chordata; Aves; Anseriformes; Anatidae
Exons: 4
Coding region: 256-1164 (302 amino acids)
Source: RefSeq, a predicted model, not a curated record